UUGCUUCUUUUUUUUUUUAACCGUCUCCUCUCUCUCUUUGGAUUUUAUUUUAGUUUUUUAAUCUGAAAAUUUUAUAAUUUCCAUUUUUUUUAUCGGGAUCGGCGAAACUCAAAGAUCGGAUCGAUACUUGCCGCACUUGGACCCUACACCAUACAACUCUCUCUCUCUGUAAAGGUGCUUACAUUGACGUUGAAGACGGCUACAGAGAGAGAUUGAUCUGAGAAAAAGAGUUUAAUUCUUUGAAGUGAAAAUUGAAGGUAGUAAGAGGGAAAAGAAAUGUCAUCAUCAUCAAAUUCGCCAUGUGCGGCCUGCAAAUUUCUCAGGCGAAAAUGCACACAAGAAUGUGUAUUUGCACCUUAUUUUCCACCGGAUCAGCCUCAGAAGUUUGCCAGUGUCCAUAAGGUCUUUGGUGCAAGCAACGUCGCUAAGCUUCUAAAUGAGCUUAACGCAGCUCAACGUGAAGAUGCCGUUAAUUCACUUGCUUAUGAAGCUGAUGAGCGUCUUCGUGAUCCCGUCUAUGGCUGUGUGGGUCUAAUCUCAGUUCUUCAACAUCAACUAAAGCAGCUGCAAGGUGAACUUCACAGUGCCAAGAAAGAAUUGUCGCAGUACAUUGGUCCUGAAGCGAUGGCUCCAAUUCCGCAACAAAUGUUUAUGCCACAACACUAUAUGGGUAACCCUUCUUCUUCAAAUGUGAUGGCUCAUAAUAUGUUUCCUAUGAUGGGUAUUCCUAGUGGGCAAUUGAUGAUAAGAGAGCAUCCGCAACUGGCACACCAGCAACAGGCACACCAACAACCGGCACACCAGCAACCAGCACAACUUCAUCAGCACCAACUGUUUGAAGCACAACAUUUGACUCCCACUGUUGCAACAAGAGACCAGCAAGAUUUUUUUAGAAAUUUUGAUCCGCAGCAGCAACAGCAAGAUAUUGUGAGAUUUAACAGUGGAUUUGACGCAUCUGGUUCGGUUACCGCUACUGGAUAUAAUCAGCUUGGUGGUGGUGCUGCUGUUUCACCUUCUCUGGCUUUGGGUACCUAUGAUAAUCCUUAUCAGAUUCAACCACAAGCAGAGCACCAUCAUCAUCAACUUCAAGCACAGCUUUUGCUUCAACCACAGCAACAGACUCAACAAACUGAACAGCAGCACCAAAGGUCUGGAAAUGAAGAGGGAAGGAGUAUGGGCCCAUCUUGUUGAAGUCCUUGUCUAGUCUUAUUACUGGUCUCUUCUUGCCAGUUCCAUUGAAGGAAUUUUCUGUUUUAGGUUGGUGUUUCAUGAAUAAGGUAGAUAUAUUUCGUCAACAGUAGAAAGCCAGAAUUACUCUUUUUUUUGCAUAGCUCAUAACUUCUGGAUAGACAGUUGACACACAGAGUACAUAAAAUACAUCGUGAGAUGGAGAGAGGAAACCAAUGUUUUUUGUGCCUGAAGAAGAAGAAGAAGAAAAAUUAUAUUUUGAAAUGUUAGGAACUGCAUUGAUUUCCCAAUACAGUUUUUUUUUUUUUUUUUUUUU
This is a messenger RNA of Jatropha curcas, 1504 nucleotides long. Its product is annotated as LOB domain-containing protein 36. NCBI's taxonomy places the organism in Eukaryota, Viridiplantae, Streptophyta, Magnoliopsida, Malpighiales, Euphorbiaceae. The record is from RefSeq and is a predicted model, not a curated record.